Molecule: messenger RNA, 4127 nt
Organism: Vigna radiata var. radiata (mung bean)
Lineage: Eukaryota; Viridiplantae; Streptophyta; Magnoliopsida; Fabales; Fabaceae
Product: probable leucine-rich repeat receptor-like protein kinase At1g35710
Exons: 3
Coding region: 1809-3920 (703 amino acids)
Biological process (GO): protein phosphorylation
Molecular function (GO): protein kinase activity; protein binding; ATP binding
Source: RefSeq, a predicted model, not a curated record
UAGCUGUUUUGUGAUUGAGAAACAAGAUAUUUUCUCAACUUGUCUUUACAAGGAUAUAUGGAAUACAACAACUUUGUUCAACUGCAACAUGUCAGUUAAUAAUACAAUUAUAUCCAAACAACUGUUAUUAGAAUUUGAGUUCACAUUAAACACUCCCUUAAUCCAAAUUAUCUAGCAACUUCAAUCUCAAUAAAUUUCUAAGUUUCUUGAAUCUAUUUUGUCUAAGAGAUUUGGUGAAAACAUCAAUAAAUUGUUCUUCAGAAAAGCAGUACACCAGUUCCAACCUGCCUUUACCCAUUUGAUCUUUGAGAAAGUGGAAUUUUGUCUCUAUAUGCUUGUUGCUACCAAGCAAAACUGGGUUCUUGGAUAAACUGAUUGCAGAUUUAUUAUCCACAAGCAACUGCACUGGUUUUUUACACUCAUGUCUUUACAAGUAUAUAUGUAAAACAACAACUUUGUACAACUGCAGCAUGUCAGUUAAUACAAUUAUUCCAACCAAACAACUACAUUAGAAUUUGAGUUUACAUAACACACCCCCUUAAUAUAAAUUAUCUAGCAACUUCAGUCCCAAUAAAUUUUUGAGUUUCUCGAAUUUGUUUUGUCUAAGAGACUUGGUGAAAACAUCAACGAUUUGUUCUUCAAAAGAGAAAUACACAAGUUCCAACCUGCCCUUACCCACUUGAUCUCUGAAAAAGGAGAAUUUUGUCUCUAUAUGCUUGCUCCUACCAUGCAAAACUAGGUUCUUGGAUAAACUGAUUGCAGAUUUAUCAUCUACAAGCAACUGCACUGAUUUUUUACACUCAAAGUUCAAUUCUUCUAACAAUGUUCCCAACCAUAAGCAUUGACAAGUUGUUUCUGCAUAAACAAUGUACUCUGCUUCACAAGAAGAGAGUGCCACUACAUUUUUGUUUCUUUGAGCACCAUGAAAUCAAAGCAUUCAUGUACUUGAAUAAGUAACCAAACAUACUUCUUCUAUCCACCUUAUCUCCACACCAAUCUGAAUUAGCCAAGUCUCCAAAGUUUCUCCUAUUUGAUUAGCUUUCCUCGGGAAAAACAAACUCAGCUCUAUUGUUUCCUUUACAUACCUUAGGAUGUGUUUUGCAAUUGUCAUGUGUGGUUUUUUGGGAUUAUUUAUGAACCUGCUGACCAAACCAACUCCGAAGGCUAUAAGGCUAUAAGGCUAUAUCAAGUCUGUUGUUGCAGACAAAUCUAAGAGAUCCAACUAUAUGUUUAUACAGUGUUGCAUCUAUUGCCUUCUCACCCAAUUCUUUAGUCAACUUUAAGUUUGCAAUUAUUGGUACUAGAAUUGCAUUGCAAUUUGUCAAGUUGAACUUCUUCAGGACCAUGCGAAUGUAUUUAUUCUGAUGCAGAAAAAUGCCUCUGUCAGUGUGCACAAAUUGCCGUCCCAAAAAAUAGCUCAGUGUACCUAGAUCGGUCAUCUCAAAUACUAAAAUCAUUUUCUCCUUAAAUUUCUCAAUCUCAACCUGUGUUUCACCUGUUUCAAUCAGGUCAUCAACAUAGAGGCACACUUUCAACAAUUUCUUGUGAGAAUUUUCAACGUUUUAAUAGAGAUGUACAAAGGACAACGUUUUAAUGAAGGCAUGGAAUGAACUUGCAGAAAGGUGCAGAAAGUCUAUGAGUCAACACUGCUCUUUCUCAUACAAAUUCCACAUGCAAUGCACACCACACACAUUUUCUCUAUCUCUUUCCACAAAUAUGGACACCUUCAACAAAUCCUAUCAUAAUUUUUCUGGAAAAACUGUGUUUUCAUUUUUUCACUGAUAAAGAUUGGGAAGAAUUUUGAAAGGAUGUUUCCAUUGAGAAGAGUUAUGGCAUUCUAUAUGAUGAGUGAGGUAUUAUCUGUGAUUUGUCACGCCAUGCCUCCUUCUUCCAUCAUUCAGGAACGACAGGCUUUGCUCCACAGUGGUUGGUGGAAUGAUUAUCUAAAUAUCUCAGAUCAUUGUUAUUGGCCGGGUAUCUUUUGCAACAAAACUCUAAGAAGUGUUACUGAUAUUGACAGUGGGUCCAUGAAGAUUCCUUCGUCAAAAGAAUUGCUUUGGAUUGAGAAGUUGAACGUCACUGCCUUCCCCAAUUUAGUCUAUCUGCAUCUAUCUGGAAUGGGUCUUAGAGGAACCAUCCCCACAGAAAUAGGCUCUCUUAGAUACCUUGCCUCUCUUGAUUUGUCCAACAAUGGUCUCCAAGGUUCAAUCCCUCCUACUUUAGGUCGAUUGGAGAACUUAGUACGUCUCUACCUUCAUUCUAAUCAAAUAGAAGGUGACAUACCUGAGCAUUUAGGAAAUUUGUCCAAAUUAGAAGUUUUGCAACUAUCUCAUAACAAAAUUUCGGGUUUAUUACCUCCAAAACUUUUGCAAAUGAACAAAAUGUCCUCUUUAAAUCUCUCGUCAAAUCAAUUAUGUGGUUCAAUCCCAUUAAAAACCAUGAGCUGUCCCUUUGCUACAAUAGUUGAUUUGAGUCAUAACUUGUUUAAUGGAAGCAUAACCUCUCAAAUUGGUUGUGUAAAUGACCUUAAUCUUAGUCACAAUUUUAUUGUGGGUGAGAUUCCAUCUCCUUUUACAUGGAGCUCCGAACUUAGACGAUUGGAUCUGAGUUAUAAUAAUCUUUCAGGUAAAGUACACCGGGAACUUUCUAGUCUAUCAUACAUAAACCUUGCAUACAAUUCCUUGAACUUCUCACAAGACCUUGACUCAAAAUGGAAGGUACCAGACUAUUGUUUUUUCAAGGAAGACUCGUUAAUUGAUGAUAACCACAUGCAGAAUUUCACAUAUUGCCACUUGAUGAACCACACGAAUCCUCAAACUAGAAAAAGUAAUCCCAUGAUCUUGUUAAUUGUUCUUCCUAUAAUUUUCUUCAAUCUUUUUGUACUCCUUCCAUUAAUAUAUUUCUCAAGAUGUAUUCCUAAGAAAAAAUAUGGAGGAAUAUCAACAAAGAAUGGAGACUUGUUUUCUAUAUGCAAUUAUGAUGGUAAAAUUGCAUUUGAGGAUAUCAUUGAAGCAACUGAAGACUUUGACCUCAAGCAUUGUAUUGGGACAGGCGGAUAUGGUAGUGUUUAUAGAGCACAAUUACCCAGUGGUAACGUUGUAGCAUUAAAAAAGCUUCAUCGAAUGGAAUCUCAAAAUCCAUCUUUCAACAGAAGUUUCCACAAUGAGGUGAAAAUGUUAACGGGAAUUCGUCAUAGAAACAUUGUAAAGCUUCAUGGCUUUUGCCUCCACAAUCAAUUCAUGUUUCUUAUCUAUCAAUACAUGGAAAGAGGUAGUUUAUUUUAUAUUUUGAAUAAUGAUAUGGAAGUUCAUGAGUUGAAUUGGAAUAAAAGGGUAAAUGUCAUUAAAGGGUUGGCACAAGCUUUAAGCUACAUGCAUCAUGAUUGUACCACACCAAUUGUUCAUCGAGAUGUAACAAGUAGUAAUGUUCUAUUAAACUCACAAUUAGAGGCUUGUCUCUCAGACUUUGGCACAGCUAGACUAUUGGAUCCUGAUUCUUCAAAUCAAACCUUGGUAGUUGGCACUUAUGGCUACAUUGCCCCAGAGCUUGCUUAUACGUUGAGUGUGACAGAAAAAUGUGAUGUUUAUAGUUUUGGGAUAGUGACUUUGGAGACAUUAAUGGGAAAACAUCCUAGGGAGUUAAUCUCAACUUUAUCAAACCCAAUAACUCAAAAUAUGUUGGUGAAAGAUCUCUUGGAUUCACGUCUUCCUCCUCCUCAUGAGAAAGAUGCUCAAGAUGUAAAUCUUGUGAUAAAUGUAGCAUUAUCAUGUUUGUGCUCCAAACCAAACUUGAGGCCAUCAAUGCAACAAGUGGUUGAGAAACUCUCUAGUUUUAAAUUUCCAUUAGAUUCGCCUUUCCAUGAAGUUUUCAUCCGUCAAGUGAUGAGCCAAGACAUAUUUCAUCUUUCAUCCAAGUUUUAAGAAUGAACUCUAAUGAGCCAAAGUUAUGGGAAGUAACAAUGUUUUGCAUAUUUAGACAAGAGUAAGAAAUUAUCGGUCACUAAAUGCAACAAAUUUAGGUGAUUGUUGUUUUGUUCUAGUUUACUUUAAUAAUUUCUUUGCUAUUUUGGUUUACCUUUAUUUGUUUAUAUUGUGACUAAUCAUGUAACCAUUCACCUUUCUCAUAAU